GCGGGCCUAAUCGCCUCAGCCACUGCUCAGACUUAUAGCGAUUGCAAUCCUAUGGAAAAGAGCUCUUGUUCUGCGGACGAAGCCCUCUCCUCCUCAUCCUACUCUGUCGACUUCACCAAGGGCGCCGACGAUGACGCCUGGGAAUCCAUUGGCUCUGGAGAUGUCGACUACACCUCGAAAGGUGCCGAGUUUACCAUCAACGAAAAGGGCGAUGCUCCUACCAUUCAGACCAACUGGUACAUUUUCUUUGGUCGUCUCGAGGUCCAUUUGAAGGCGGCUUCUGGCACUGGCAUUGUUUCAUCUGCUGUUCUCCUAUCUGAUGUUCUUGAUGAAGUUGACUGGGAAUGGCUUGGUGGCAGCUCCGAAGAAGUCCAAACCAACUACUACGGCAAAGGCAACAGCACCUCCGACACCCGCAGCGAAACCCUCGCAGCCGCCGGCUCCCAAACCGCAUCCCACAACUACACCAUCUACUGGACGAAAGAAACCUGCGUCUGGUACGUCGACGGCACGGCAGUCCGAACCCUCAACUACGCCGACGCCCUCGGCGGCGAAAACUAUCCCCAGACACCCAUGCGCAUUAAGCUCGGUAUCUGGGCUGGAGGCGAUUCUGAUAAUGCUGAGGGAACUAUUACUUGGGCUGGUGGAGAGACGGAUUAUAGUGAUGCGCCUUUCACCAUGAUUGUUGAGAGCGUCAAGAUUGAAAACUUUAACCCGGCUGAGAGUUACACCUAUGGAGAUCAGACGGGAGAUUAUGGCAGUAUUGAGUUGGAUGAGACGGACAAGUCUGAGACCAAGUCAAAGACUUCUACCAAGACGACGACUUCAACUGGCUCAUCGACCGAAACU
Fusarium vanettenii 77-13-4 is the source of this 849-nucleotide messenger RNA. RefSeq lists its product as uncharacterized. Gene Ontology annotation, molecular function: glycosyltransferase activity; hydrolase activity, hydrolyzing O-glycosyl compounds. The transcript is spliced from 3 exons. The record is from RefSeq and is a predicted model, not a curated record. NCBI's taxonomy places the organism in Eukaryota, Fungi, Ascomycota, Sordariomycetes, Hypocreales, Nectriaceae. The annotation marks the transcript as partial. Gene Ontology annotation, cellular component: fungal-type cell wall. Gene Ontology annotation, biological process: carbohydrate metabolic process; fungal-type cell wall organization.